Melanaphis sacchari is the source of this 792-nucleotide messenger RNA. RefSeq names its product ubiquitin-conjugating enzyme E2-17 kDa (gene Ubc6). The transcript has 4 exons. Lineage: Eukaryota; Metazoa; Arthropoda; Insecta; Hemiptera; Aphididae. Gene Ontology annotation, cellular component: HULC complex. Gene Ontology annotation, biological process: DNA repair; protein polyubiquitination; proteasome-mediated ubiquitin-dependent protein catabolic process. The record is from RefSeq and is a predicted model, not a curated record. The coding region runs from base 223 to 678 and encodes 151 amino acids. Gene Ontology annotation, molecular function: ubiquitin conjugating enzyme activity.
GAAGAUGACAAUAACAACCUUGGGUCAUUUCCAAGUCUCAUAACUUUUGUUGAGGAAAAACGGCAGUGAUUUUAAUAGAUACAGUACGACAAAAGGAUUGCGUAAAAUGAACUUUUGUAGUUGACAGUGUAGUCAGUAGUCACUGUUGCCGUUGUAUUUGUAAUUUUUCACUGAUUAUCGAUUAUUCACUUAAGUUCGUUUGUGCGUAAAAGUCUAUCAACAAUGUCUACGCCAGCUAGGAGAAGAUUGAUGAGAGAUUUCAAAAGAUUGCAGGAAGAUCCACCAACGGGUGUGAGUGGAGCACCUACAGACAAUAAUAUUAUGAUUUGGAAUGCAGUUAUAUUUGGGCCACAUGAUACACCAUUUGAAGAUGGUACAUUUAAAUUAACUAUUGAGUUCACUGAAGAGUAUCCAAAUAAAGCACCAACAGUAAGAUUUGUAUCAAAAAUGUUUCAUCCAAAUGUAUAUGCAGAUGGUGGUAUAUGCCUAGAUAUAUUACAAAAUAGAUGGAGCCCUACAUAUGAUGUUUCUGCCAUACUAACUUCAAUCCAAUCAUUACUUAGUGAUCCGAAUCCAAAUUCACCAGCUAAUUCAAUGGCCGCUCAGUUAUACAAGGAGAAUCGACGUGAAUAUGAAAAGAGAGUGAAGGCUUGUGUUGAACAGAGUUUCAUUGAUUAAUUUUUUUUUUUUUCAAAGUGCUUACAUUUUCAUCUUUAGUAUUUAUCAAAUAUUAAGAAAAAUAAAUAAUGAUAUGUUUAUGUAAAACAUGUAUUUACAUUUCCAAAAUUCAAU